Messenger RNA from Plasmodium vinckei vinckei, 2775 nucleotides. RefSeq names its product eukaryotic translation initiation factor 3 subunit C, putative. Gene Ontology annotation, molecular function: translation initiation factor binding; translation initiation factor activity; RNA binding. The transcript has 3 exons. The record is from RefSeq and is a predicted model, not a curated record. Gene Ontology annotation, cellular component: eukaryotic translation initiation factor 3 complex. Gene Ontology annotation, biological process: translational initiation. Bases 1 to 2775 code for a protein of 924 amino acids. NCBI's taxonomy places the organism in Eukaryota, Apicomplexa, Aconoidasida, Haemosporida, Plasmodiidae.
AUGCAAUCUAAAUUUUGGGCCCGGGGAGCAGAUAAUGACAGUGGUGACAAUGUAUCAGAUUCUUCAGAAAAUGAAGUUGACGAGAAGCCAUUAGUUUCUGCACAAGCAGAAAGAUGGGCAGUCAUGGAUAGUAGUAGCUCCGAAGAAGAAGAAAGAGUAAUAAAAAGUUCUGAAGGAAAGAGAUUACAUUUUUAUGAAACAAUUGAAGAUAAUUUAAAUGAUAGUAUGGAAAAUGAUGACUUCAAUCAACUAUUGAAAGAAUAUGAAAAUUUAUAUAAAUUUAUGGCUAAAGAUGGUUCUGAUCGUAUUCCUAAUUUUGUAAUAAUCUAUUUAGAUAAGCUAACAAAAUAUGUUGAUACUACAUUUCAAAAUAAUGUAGAAAAAAAAGAUUUAAGUAAAAAUAAAGCACAAACUUUAAAUAAGUUACGAGCUAAAAUUAGAAAAUGUAGUGAAUUAUAUCAAAAUAAAUUAAAUCAAUACCAUGAAAAUCCAGAUAAAUUUAAAGAAGAUUUAGAGAGACGUAAGAACGAUGAAGACGAUGAUGAUGACGAGGAUGACGAAGAAGAUGAAGAGGAGGAAGACGAUGAUGAAGAAGAAGAAGAAGAUAAAAAAGAUAAAAAGAAUAAAGACGAUGACGAUGAAGAAGAUGAUGAUGAUUGGUCAUAUAGUGAUGAUGCAGAAUAUGCGUCAGAUGAAGAAGAUGAUAAAACUAAGAAAGCUAUGAGUAAAUGGGGAUUAAAAACAAGUGAAAAAGUAGAAAGUAAAAAAAAAGUUGCUAAAGUAAAAAAAAGUAAAAAAGAAGGAACAAAAAAAAAAGAUGAAAAAGGUAGCCAUCCAGAUGAUAAUCAAUCAGCUAAAAAAAAAACAUAUGCAGAAUUAUUAAAUACAAAAAAUUUAUCGGAAGAUGUUAUAAGAAAUCGAGUAAAAUCUGUUAUAGAAAAAAGAGGAAGAAAAGGUUUAGAUAAACAUGAACAUAUAAAUAUAUUAUCAAAGUUAUGUGAAAUAGCUAAAACAAUAAGUACACAAUCAUAUAUAGAAGUAUUAGAGCAUUUAAUAAAUUUAGAGUUUGAUGUUGUUUCAAGUGUUUAUACAUAUAUGUCAUUUAAUGUAUGGAAUAAAACAUUUAAGUAUAUAGAACUUAUUUUAGAUUUGUUAAUACAAAAUGAUCAUUUUUAUUUAGUUUCAAUAAAUAUAACUGAAGAAAUUGUAGAAGCAACAGAUGAAACUAAUGAAAAGGAAAAAAUAAUAAAAUCGUGUAAAACAUUAAUUUCCUUUUUAGCCAAAUUAGAUGAUGAAUUAUUAAAAGCAUUGUUAUAUAUAGAUGUACAAACAGAAGAAUAUCGAAAAAGACUUGGAAAAACAGUUCAUAUGAUAUCUUUACUAUAUAAAGGAUAUAAAUAUGUAAAAUAUACAAAGAAUUUACCUGACUUGGCAAUAUAUAUUUCGACUAGAAUAUUAGAUCAUUUAUAUUACAAACCUGAGUUACCUUUUAAACAAAUUUGGGAAUUUGUAAAACAGGGAAAAGGAUCUGCUGAAAAGCAAGCUGAAGGAAAAGAAGGUGAUAAUCAAAAAAAAGAAGAAACUAAUGAAUCACCAGAUGUUGAUGAAUCUCCUAAAGAUGUUAUUGAAAAAUUUGUAUGCGAAGUAUUUGAACAUGGAACAAAACAACAAAAGUUACGAGCAUUAUUACAAUUAUCUUAUAAUAAAAGUUUAUAUGAUGAAUUUUUAGAAGCACGUGAAAUAUUAAAUGUUGGUAAUGUACAUGAAUUAGCAAUAAGUUCAGAUGUUCAAACACAAAUAUUAUAUAAUAGAAAUUUAAUACAAUUAGGAUUAUGUGCAUUUAGGCAUGGAAGAAUAUAUGAAGCUCAUUGUUGUCUUGUUGAAAUAUGUUCACAAAAUAAACAUAGAGAAUUAAUUGCUCAAGGUAUAUCUACUUUAAAAAAUCAAGAAAAAACAAUAGAACAAGAAAGAACAGAAAAAAGAAGAUUACUUUCUUUUCAUAUGCAUAUAUCAAUAGAAUUAAUUGAAUGUGUUAAUAAUAUUUGUGCUAUGUUAUUAGAAGUUCCAAAUCUAGCUAAACAUUCUUAUGAAUCUAAAAAAGAUAUUAUAUCAAGACAAUUUCGUAGAUUCUUAGAUAUUUAUGAUAAACAAAUAUUUAAUAGUCCUCCAGAAAAUAAUAGAGAAAUUAUUAUCUUAGCUACCAAAUAUUUACAAAAAGGAAACUGGAAAAUGUGUUGUGAAAAAAUUUUCAGUUUAUCUAUAUGGCCAAAAUUUACAGAUAAAGAAAAAGUACAAGAUAUACUUAAAGAAAAAAUUAAACAAGAAGCUAUGCGUACAUAUAUCUUCCGUUAUAUUUCAGUUUAUGACUCUUUUUCAAUUGAUCAAUUAUGUGUUAUGUUUGAUUUACCCCAAAAUACUGUUCAUUCUAUUUUAAGUAAAAUGAUGGUCAAUCAUGAAAUACCAGCUUGCUGGAAUGAAAGCAGUAAAUAUAUACUCAUAAACAAAGUAAACCCCACACCAUUACAAACCAUGGCCCUUAAAUUGGCUGAAAAUAUUAAUGAAGUUAUGGAACAAAAUGAGCUUGCAUUGAACAUGAAAAAUCCAAAGUUCAUGCUCAUGCAAGAAAGAAAAACUCAGAUGAAGGAUGACAAGUCAAAUUGGAACCACAAAAAGGGAGACGGAAAAUAUGGAAAAAAUUACAAUCGUAACAAAAAUCAAAACUACAAAAAAAAUUAUAAGGAUAAAAAUAUGAACAAAAAUUUUGUGCAACAUUAA